AUGCCGACAAAGCUCAGCCCCAGCAGCUCUGUCUACCCGUACGAGGAUGUCACAGCCUUGCUCGAUACCGCCACCAAAGAUAUGGAGGUCGGUCAAUUGAUACAAGUGCCGUCCUUCAGCUUGUUCGACGCCAUGUGCGCCAUUGUGAUCAUGGACCCCAAGAUGGAUACAGGAAUGGUCAUGGACGACAUUGCAUCCCGCCCCGUCUUCAACAUCAACAUGCGCGUGACGCCUACAGAGUUUAUCUGGAUCUUUGACAACAUCUUGAUCGGACAGAUGACAUGGUUAUCAGGACACGCACUCUCGCAGACGCUAUUCACCAGCUGUCACAUCCUACGCCUCCUGGAAAUCAACGAAUACGACGAUUACGAGGGACCUUCAGGAUCUACCAAAGACGCCCCACAACCACCCCGAGAAUUCCUCGUCGCAGUCCUCAAAUCCUGUGUUCUCGCUAUCGCCAAGAGCUGCUCAUUGAUCUGGAGCGAGAUGCGAAAGGGCCAAGUCUACGAGGAAGAAGAUUUCAUGACCAACAAGUUUGGCGUCUCGAUGUUUGAGGAUAUCCCGACGGCUUCUUUGAUUGCAAUGUUGGAUCAGGCCGAGUACUGGAUGGAGGCUGAAGGCACACAGUGGAUUUGGGAUCAUUGCGGAGAUGAUGCUGGCGAAGUUCUCAAGGGUGUCAUGGAGCGUAUUGAUUACUGCAGGGUAAGCAUCUUCACAUUUCUCGAUCCAAGUUUGCAAACACCGCUUUUUUUCACCCGUAUUUUUGUUGUGUCCAGUCUACUGCUUUAA
This is a messenger RNA of Linnemannia hyalina, 789 nucleotides long. NCBI's taxonomy places the organism in Eukaryota, Fungi, Mortierellomycota, Mortierellomycetes, Mortierellales, Mortierellaceae. The record is from the annotation of a GenBank genome assembly.